Messenger RNA from Adineta ricciae, 5019 nucleotides. Lineage: Eukaryota; Metazoa; Rotifera; Eurotatoria; Adinetida; Adinetidae. The record is from the annotation of a GenBank genome assembly.
AUGACUACCGAAGAAACACAACAGAGAAGACGAAGAUUGCUGCACAUUCUACUGAUUAUUCUUGGGGUGGUUAUUCUAUUAGCAACUCUAUUUCUCAUUGGAGUUAUUUACAAAACAUUAAAAUCAAAAACACAACGAGACAGUUUAGCAUUGCAUAGUAGUAAUUUAACAGAAUUGUAUUUCAAUCGAUCUGAGCGAGCGUGUUUACAUGGUUUCCUCGAGUGUAAAUAUAAUGCGACGUGUACUGAGCAAAACCAAUGUCAUUGCAUUUUUAAUUGUGCCGAUUCGAAUGGUGAUACAUGUCGACUUGAUCAGGCGAGAUGUGUUGCAUAUUACGAGAAAAAUCUGACAUGUUCGUCAAUGAAUUGUUCUCAUGGGGCGAAAUGUGUCAUAAAUGAGAAUGGUUUAGCGGGAUGUAAUUGUCCAAUUAAUUGUGAUGAAUACGAUCGGACAGAAGCGCCUGAUGGAUUAAUCUGUGCGAAUGAUCAACGAACUUAUGAUACAAGUUGCGAGCUACAGAAGAAAGCGUGCGAAAUUCAACAAAAUCUAUAUGUUCUUCAUUCAGGAAGAUGCCAAAAUUGCACGGGUUCUAGUUGCCUGUUAAAUUCGCAGCAGUGUAAUCCGUAUGUCAGUUGUUCGUCAAAAUAUCGACCAAUAUGUGCGAGUAAUCUUCAUUCGUUUUCGAAUGAAUGUGAGAUGCAGAAAUAUGCUUGUCAAUCUCGUGUAAAUUUAACCAAAUUACACGAUAAGAGAUGCUAUUCUAAUGAAGAACAGCAAUUGAGAAAAGCUUGUAAAACGUUGACUUGUUCAAAUGGAAAAAUGUGUAUGCUGGAAAAUGGACUCGGCGUAUGUCGAUGUUUAUUCAACUGUUCAUCUGAGAAAAAUCCAAUCUGUGCAUCGGAUGGUCGAUUCUACCAAAACUUAUGCGAGAUGGAACGUGCUCGUUGUUUCAACGAUGCAAGUUUCGUUCCUGUCGAUAUAUCCUAUUGUGUAUCAAUAUGCGAUAAAAUUCAUUGUCCUUAUGGUCGAUGUAAACAUCAUUCGAACGAACAGAUUGAAUGCGAAUGUAAGACUUGCUCGCAGAAAUAUUCUGAGCACGAACAGAUCUGCGGAGAUAAUGGAUUUACAUAUCCGUCACAAUGUUUACUCGAGCACGAUGCUUGUACAAAACAAAAAGAUAUCAAACCACGGCACAUGGGGCCGUGCAAUAACUGUCAGAAUGUUGUCUGUCCAUUCAAUGGAUAUUGUCGAUCGGAACAAGGAAAUCAUACGUGCCUAUGCUCGACGAAAGAUAGUUGUUUGACGCGUAAUCAAUCAAAUCCAAUAUGUGGAAGCAAUCAAGAAUUAUUUUACAGUCAAUGUGAAAUGGAUGUACGUUCGUGUGAGUUGAAUACACAUUUGUAUGCGGUUUCUCCUCAUUAUUGUAUUCAAUAUCACGACCAAAAAAAAUAUACUUUUGAAUGCAGUUAUGAUGAAGUAUUGUUGGAUUUGAAUUCAAACCGUUAUAUUGAAUGCGAUGCUUUCGAACGAUGUCCGAUCAAUAGUUAUUGUAAUAAACAAACCAACCGUUGUUGCGUUAAAGUUAUAACGGCUAUUUUACCAUAUCGAGUAUGUCGGUCCGAUGAGGAUUGUGGACGAAAUAUGAUUUGCUCAUUUGGUCUUUGUCAAUGUGCAAGAAAUGAUAUGAUGCCCGCGAGAAAUAAACGAGAAUGUGUUGCGGUUCCUUCAUAUGUUUCUCAAAAUUCUACGUGUGCCACUUCUCCUUAUGGAUGCUGUAAUGAUCAAAUUACUGUUUCACCAACAUUCAAUCGACAAGGAUGUCCAGAGAAUUGCGAUUGUCAUCCAACGGGUUCAUUACGAACAUCGUGUGAUCCACAAACAGGUUCUUGUUAUUGCCGUUCAGGUGUUGAUGGAUUGACAUGUUCUCAUUGUGACAAUGAAUAUUGGAAUUUUGCCCGAAUUUCAACACAUAACAAUACUGGUUGCAUCCCGUGCGGUUGCCACCCGUAUGGUUCGGAACGAAGAGAUUGUUCACAAGAUACAGGCCAAUGCUCAUGUCAUUCGUUUACAACAGGUCUUCAGUGCGAUAAAUGUAUUGAUUCAACAUUAGUUCUCACUGAUCAUGGUUGUGUCAACAUGAAUAAAAAUCCUCGUCGUCGUCGUCAACGAACAUGCAAUGAUUUGACAUGUCUCUUCGAUGGAAUAUGUCAAAUUCGUGAUGGUUAUCCGAGAUGUACAUGUGAUCAAGUAAUUUGUACAGAUGAAGAGCAACGUUCUAUGAGCAUUUGUGCUUCGAACGGGCGAACGUAUCGAUCUAAAUGCGAUAUGAAACGACAACAAUGUGCAGAACAAUAUGAGAUUGUUUUGAUGUAUCUUGGCGUUUGUCAUGCAAGGGAUGAACAUCAACAAGUGGAAAAUAGUGGAUUUGUUGAAGAAGUGUUACCGAUCGUACCGAUCGAUUCAAAACGAUGUAUCACAGAUGAAGAUUGCGGAGAGAACAUGGUCUGUCUAUCUGAGUUUUGUGAAUGUGCACAACAAAAAUACAAACGUGUUCCUGGACCGCAGUGUAUUAGGCUACACUCAACUCCAUUCGAACGCAAUAAAAAUUUAGUGAAUUCGAUUCGCCGUACAUCAAAUGCUCUAUGCAUGCGAUUCAAUCCAUGUGAAAAUCAUGGUGUAUGUCACGAUGAAUCGAAUGGUAGCUACAUAUGUCUAUGUUCAUUCGGAUGGAUUGGACGUCACUGCGAGCAGAGAAUUACCAUAACUGUACCGUAUUUUAAUCGUCAGUCCUAUCUGGAAUACAAUUUAUCGACGUUUAUUAAAUCGAUUGAUGUUACCUUUGCUAGUGAGCAUGAAAAUGGAUUAAUUCUUUAUUCGGAAGAGAAAUCCAACAAUAUCUAUUUCGUUAUUGCGAUACGAAAUCGAGCUAUUGAUAUAAUGAUUCGAUCUUCUCGUUCGAUAUCGAAAAUUCAAUUACCGGAGAAGAUCAAAUUACAUACAUACGUUCGACUACAAAUUCGUCUUGUAUAUAAUGAAAUUCAAGCGAAGUUGAAUGAUGGAAAUCUAACAACGAGAUUAUUACCAUUUGAAAUGACAUUGAAAAAACAAUUCUUCUUAGGUGGAUUACCAGAAUCAUUACAUUUCCAUUAUAAACAAUUGGAACUUGAUGAAGGUUUUCAAGGAUGCGUUCAUGACUUAUCCGUCAACGGAGAAGCGAUACUGUUCAAUAAUUCAGAACAAACCGGUCAAAAUAUUCAUGAAUGUUCGGUCAAUUCAUGUCAAUCAGCUCAAUGUCUACAAGGAACUCAUUGUGUCCCACUCACUAAUAACGAUCCAAGAAAUUAUGAAUGCUUGGACGAAGAUUAUACAGCGAUUGACCGAUGUUUAAGAAGACCGUGCGAUACCAAUCAAGAAUGUGUUCUUGUUUCUCCAAACGAUUACAUCUGUGUUUGUUUAAAUUGUUCCCUGGAUCAUCAGUAUGCCGUUCAAUUUCAAUCGAUUAGUUAUAUCAAACAUCGACCAUUGCAACCGUUAGGGGAAACAGGAAAGUUUAAGAUGGAAUUAUGGUUUUUAAGUUCGAAAUCAUCAGGUUUACUGAUUUAUAGCGAACAUAUCAAUUCGAAGAAAGGUCACAUGAAAUUAUAUUUACAACAGAAAACAUUGCUAUUCAAUGUUCUACUUGGAGCGAAGAACAUUGCUCUGAGUUCUCGUUCUCCAAUUGAACUGAACACCUGGCAUCGCUGUUUAAUCGAGAUCUACGGUCAAAAAAUUACUUUAAUUCUCGAUCAGGACCUGCCAGUCAUUUCCUAUGAACUAUUCUCUUCAAAUAAUCUAUGGCCACGUUCCCUGACAUUUAUUGGUAACCUUCCUCAACAAUAUCGCCCAAAGAAUUCGCGUCUCUUCGAAGGAUUUCAAGGCUCAAUCCAAAAAAUGAUUAUAAACAAUCGUGUAUUCUCUGACAUUCGUCAGAAUGCGCUGGAGUUAUUCAAUAUAACUGAAUAUUCGGAUGAUCCAUAUCAAUCGCAUCCAUUUCUUCUAUGUGAUCAAACGGAUAUGGAUAAUGCAACGUGUAUUGAUCAAUUGAAGAGUAGUGAUACAUCAGCGGAGUUCGAUGGAGCAAGCAAUGCAGUUUAUGCUUAUACACCACAGAAUUUACAACGAAAUGAUUUCGAUCUGCUACUGAAAACGAAAUACUCGUCCGGUCUUGUGUUCUUUGUUGGUGAAACUACAGUAUCAUUUUUCUCGAAGUAUCUUUCAUUGAUACUUGUUAACGGUUUUCUACAAUUCGAAACCAAAGUUGAUCAACAUUCAGGUGCGAUCUUAUUGAAAUCGAAAGUGCGAGUCGAUGAUAGUCGAUGGCAUCGAAUUACGAUAGAAAGAGUUCGUCGUCGUAUAAUAAUGAAACUAGAUGAUAUUUAUUAUUAUCAAACAUUAUCGUUGAGUAAAGAAACAGAUUUUCACCCUAAUCCAUCAUUAAUUUAUAUCGGUGGAUAUAAUCAGCUUUGUGGUUAUGAUGAACAGCAUUGUCAAUCCUUUCAUGGAUGCCUAAGGAAUGUUUCUAUUGAUGAAAACUACUUAAAUUUAGUUAAUUUCAUAACGACAGAUAACUCAUCACUUAACAACCGAAGCAUGAAUCCUUGGAGUAGUGGUCUUUUCGAUUGCUUCAGCGAUAUUGGUAUUUGUUUCUACGGUUGGUGCUGUACACCUUGUCUCUAUGGAGAGAAUGCACAACAAAUUGACGGCAGUAGCUGUUGUGGCUCGUGUUGUAUAUGGGUUCUACUAGCCGACUGUGGUUUGUGCUGUUUAGUUCAUAUGGGUAAACGAAAAGCAUUACGUGACCGUUACAGCAUCCAAGAAGAUUGUAAUGACUGUGUGGCCACUACUUUCUGUACGUCGUGUGCUGUCUGUCAAGAAGCACGUGAAUUGAAAUUUCGUUCGGCUACAGUUGGAGGUCCGGCACCAGUUAUGGCGCAACCCAUGGGAGGAGCUGCGUAUCCAAAUCUUGGACAACAAUAUUAA